Messenger RNA from Jaculus jaculus (lesser Egyptian jerboa), 3124 nucleotides. RefSeq names its product integrin alpha FG-GAP repeat containing 1 (gene Itfg1). Lineage: Eukaryota; Metazoa; Chordata; Mammalia; Rodentia; Dipodidae. The coding region runs from base 8 to 1843 and encodes 611 amino acids. The transcript is spliced from 18 exons. The record is from RefSeq and is a predicted model, not a curated record. Gene Ontology annotation, cellular component: plasma membrane.
GGCUGCCAUGGCGGCGGCAGGCCGGCUUCCGAGCGCCUGGGUGCGGAUAGAGCUGCUCCUUGGAGGGCUCGCGCUGCUAGGAGUCGGGCCGGCGCCGGCGCGGGCGCUGCACAACGUCACUGCCGAGCUCUUUGGGGCCGAGGCCUGGGGCACACUGGCGGCCUUUGGGGACCUCAACUCUGACAAGCAGACGGACCUCUUCGUGCUCCGGGAAAGGAAUGAUUUAAUCGUCUUUUUGGCAGAUCAGAGUGCACCCUAUUUUAAACCCAAAGUAAAGAUAUCCUUGACGAAUCUCAGUGCAUUGAUAACAAGUGUAGUCCCUGGAGAUUACGAUGGAGAUUCACAAAUGGAUGUUCUGCUCACAUAUUUUCCCCAAAAUCAUGCCAACAAUGAAUUAGGAGCUGUUAUCUUCUGGGGACAAAAUCAAACAUUAGAUACUAAAAAUAUGACUAUACUCAAUAGGACUUUUCAUGACCAACCACUAAUUAUGGACUUCAAUGGUGAUCUAAUUCCUGAUGUAUUUGGUAUCACUAAUGAAUCCAGCCAACCACAGAUACUUCUAGGAGGAAAUUUAUCAUGGCAUCCUGCAUUGACCAGUGAAAGUAAAAUGAGACUUCCACAUUCUCAUGCAUUUAUUGAUCUGACUGAAGAUUUUACAGCAGAUUUAUUCCUCACAACAUUGUCUGCCUAUAAUACAUUCCAGUUUGAGAUAUGGGAAAAUUUGGGUGGAAACUUCUCUCUCAGUAGUGUAUUUGAAAAACCUAAAAAUUUGGUGGUGGUUGGACAGUCAGCAUUUGCAGACUUUGAUGGAGAUGGACACAUGGAUCACUUACUGCCAGGCUGUGAAGACAAAAACUGCCAGAAAAGCGUCAUAUACCUAAUGCGAUCCCGAACAAUGCAGUGGGUUCCCAUCCUGCAAGAUUUCAGCAACAAGGGAACCCUCUGGGGCUUUGUACCAUUAGUGCAUGAAGAACAACUGACUGGCAUACCAAUUCCGAUCACACUUCAUAUCGGAGACUACAAUAUGGAUGGCUAUCCAGACGCGCUUGCCAUACUAAAGAAUACCUCUGGAAGCAAUCAGCAGGCUUUCUUACUGGAGAAUGUCCCUUGCAAUAAUGCAAGCUGUGAGGAGGUGCAUCGGAUGUUUAGAGUCUACUGGGAGCUUCCGGAUCUCAAUCUAAUCAAUGAUGCCAUAGUAGCCACCUUUUUUGACAUUUAUGAAGAUGGAAUCUUGGACAUUAUAGUACUGAGUAAAGGAUAUGCUAAGAAUGACCUUGCCAUUCAUACACUGAAAAAUAACUUUGAAGCAGAUGCUUAUUUUGUUAAAGUCAUUGUUCUUAGUGGUCUGUGUUCUAAUGACUGUCCUCGUAAGAUAACACCCUUUGGAGUGAAUCAGCCAGGACCUUAUAUCAUGUAUACAACUGUAGAUGCAAAUGGAUAUCUGAAAAAUGGCUCAGCUGGACAACUCAGCCAGUCUGCACACUUAGCUCUCCAGCUACCAUACAAUGUACUUGGUUUAGGUCGAAGUGCCAAUUUUCUUGACCAUCUUUUUGUUGGUAUUCCCCGUCCAUCUGGAGAGAAAUCUAUAAGAAAACAAGAGUGGACUGCAAUCAUUCCAAAUUCCCAGCUAAUUGUCAUUCCAUACCCUCACAAUGUCCCUCGAAGCUGGAGUGCCAAACUAUAUCUCACACCAAGUAACAUUGUUCUACUGACUGCUAUAGCUCUCAUCGGUGUCUGUGUUUUCAUCUUGGCAAUAAUUGGCAUUUUACAUUGGCAGGAAAAGAAAGCAGAUGACAGAGAAAAGCGACAAGAAGCACAUCGGUUUCAUUUUGACGCUAUGUGACUUGCUUUAAAUAUUAUAUAACAGAAUAACCAUUUGUCUGAUUCACUGGAAUACUUAAUUUCAGCUUACAUUAAAAAAAUAGAGGAUUCGGGUAUUAUUUAUAAAUGUGCAUCCCUUGAUAAUUACUAGAAAAUAUUAAAGUAUAGUCUGAAUGCCUCACAGGAGCUUUUUGAAGCACUCUGCAUACAAUACUUUGGGUUCUACAUCAAGUAGUACUGUACAUCUUUGUUCCUUGGUGGAAAGUGCUGCAUGUGCUCUGGUGCCUCUGUAUUUAUAGUCUUCUUAGAGUAAUGACAGUGGAAAAUGACAUGUGCAAAUAAACAUAUUUAAGUGAGAAAGGAUUGUUCUACCCGAAUUAGUCUUGCUUCUUAUUCAAAUAGUGCAAACUAUACUUUGGCCAACAUACAACAAAUAAAAUUAUUAAACUUUCAUCUUAAUCACAGAUCAGAACUCUCAUGAAUGGCAUACAACAUAAAUGGCUUUGGAGUUACAGAAAAACAGACUUGCCAUAAACUCCUGGCUCUACAAUUUGCAAAGAGGUUUGAAUUUGGCUGUUGCUUCACAUCUCUGUGAUCUUGUUCUGUUUAUAUGAUGGGGUUAAAAUACCUCCUCAUGUAAGUUAUUAUGAAUAGCAAACAGGAUGAUACAUGUGAAGUGCUCAGCUUAAUGCCUAAGCAUACAGUAAGUGUCCAGUAAGGAGUAGCUAUUAUUGCUAUUUUAAGUUAUUUCAUUAGACUUCUACCACUAAUAUUAAAAUAUACAGAAUUAUAUAGACAUGAGGAAAUCAUAUUAUUGGAAAACUAAAAUUCUUGGUGGCUCGCAUCUUAUGUAAAGAUUGCUACUUCAUUUAACCACAAAUUAUAGUACUUUUUAAGAGGAAAAUGUGUCCUGAAAACUAAUCUUUAUGUGAUAAGACAGUUAAUGUCUUGAAUGGAAGCUGCGCUAAGCAGAAUCUGGGAAUCUUGCAUCACACUCGUAUUUUCAAACGCUUGGAAAAGCUUCUAAUUUCUGUUCAGACCUCAGUAUAAAUUUUCUAUUGUGAACUUCACAUUGCCAAACUGUUAUUGAAAUCUAGAAUUGAAAAAAAGGGUUUAUAUACCAAGGCUUUUAAUUUUGUAAUUAUUGAAACAUGUUAUGGCUCUAAGAUACAAAAAAUUUCUCUGAAAACAUUUUUGUUCAUACUAUUUUCUUCUUGACAGCUCACUGAGGAGUAUGUGUUUAGUUUACUUUGUAUCUAAGCAUGUUGAUGUUAUCUUAAUAAAUAUUCCUUCCUGAAUGAAA